CCUGUAAGCAAACGGAGAAACGAUAGAUGGAUGACGCGUUAUAUCGCAAACAAGCGAACACGGUGAUCAAAGCGAGUGUACUCGAUAAAUCGGCAAUGAGAUUGUCAUGAAUCGAAUCGUCGCAUCAUAGAGGAAGAGAGAGAGAGAGAGAGAGAGAGAGAGAGAGAGAGAGAGAGAGAGAGAGAGGUACAUUUUUCGCGUCAAGUAUCAUCAUAUACGUUACGUUUCGAUAUUAAAAAAUGUUUUUCGCACAUUAAAGAAAUAAGAAGAUAUCUCACGGGAGAGAAAGGAGCGAACCUGACACCUGACACGCGACAAACGGCCAUGCAGCAGCCGAUUCACGCGCCGUCCUUCGUGGUGCAUCAACCUUCGACUCGUCCGUCCGUCGUGCACAAGAAGAAGCUGACCGAGCAGGAGAUACAAGAGUUGCAUCAGGAAUUGGAGACCGACAGCCACGUGAUAAGUUUAAAGGCAUUGUACGAGAGACUGGGCACAAACGCGCAUACGGGUCUGACGAGGGAGCAGGCGGACAAAAUCCUUGAGCGAGAUGGACCAAACGCCCUGUCACCGCCCAAGGUCACGCCAGAAUACAUCAAGUUUCUCAAGUGUAUGUUUCACGGAUUCGCCUCGUUGCUCUGGGUCUGCGCGAUUCUAUGCUUCGUCUUGUACGGCGUGACCCAUCUGACGCACGAGGAGGACGACGUCGGCAUCGCGUGGCUAGGCAUCAUCAUCGUCACGAUAUGCAUCACCUCGGGGGUGUUCGCGUACAUACAGGAGAGCAAGAACAUCAAGGUGAUGGAGUCGUUCAAGAAGAUGGUGCCGACCUUCGCGACCGUGAUACGCGAGGGGACGAAACUGCGGCUGAGCACGGAGGAGUUGGUCCUCGGCGACCUGGUGGAGAUUCGCAUGGGCGACAAGAUACCGGCGGACAUCAGGAUAAUCGAGUGCCGCGGGCUCAGAGUCGAGAACUCGAGCAUCACCGGUGAGAGCGAGCCGGUGGCGCGCACCGAUCAUCCCACUGACAGAAAUCCCCUCGAGUCCGCGAACGUGGCCUUCUCCACGUCGUUCGCGGUCGCGGGUGACGGCAGAGGGAUCGUGAUCGCUACCGGCGAUCGCACCAUGAUCGGCCGCCUGGCCGGUCUUACGUCGCAGCUCGCCAAGAUCGAGACGCCGAUCGCCAAGGAGAUUCGCCACUUUGUCGAGAUAAUCACGAUCGUGGCCGUUAUAUGCGGCGUGGCGUUCUUCGGUCUGUCGCUGCUGCUCGAGCCGAACAUCGUGCGAGCGUUCACGUAUCUGCUCGGCAUCGUUAUCGCCAAUGUGCCGGAGGUACUGUUGGUGACCGUGACGACGGUGCUGACGCUGACCGCGCAGAGGAUGGCGAGCAAGAAUUGUCUGGUGAAGAAUCUCGAGGCGGUCGAGACUCUCGGCUCGACGUCGGCGAUCUGCUCCGACAAGACGGGCACGCUCACGCAGAACAAGAUGUCCGUGUCGAAUCUGUGGUUCGGCCAUACCAGAUACAACUUUCCGCCGGGCCAGAGGAUCGGCGCCGAGCGCGAUCUGUUGCUGGAGAAGCCGGCCUUCGGCGUCAUGUUACGCGCCGCGACCCUCUGCCUGCGCGCCGAGUUUACCGCCGAGUCCUUCAUGCUGGCACCGAUCGAGGAGCGCGAGAUCAUCGGCGACGCGUCCGAGACCGGUAUUCUCAAGUUCUGCGAGCACAUUCAUCCGACGCAGAGGUAUCGCGAGGCUCAUCCCAAAGUCGCCGAGAUUCCCUUCAGCUCCACGACCAAGUAUCAGAUGUCGAUACACCGUCGUGACAUCCACGCGGCGGUAACGGCGGCGCCGGCGGGGGGCUACACGAUGAUCCUCAAGGGCGCGCCGGAGGUGAUUCUGGAGAAUUGCACGACCAUCCUGACGGCGAACGGGGAGACGAGGGAAAUGACCGCCAAAGAUCACGCCCUGUCUCGCCGAGCCUGCACCGACCUGGGCCAUCUCGGUGAACGCGUUCUCGCUUACUGCGAUCUGCAUCUGCCCGCGAGUACGUACGGACCGACGUACAAGUUCGAUACCGACUCGCCCGCCUCCUACAACUUUCCCGUCAAGGGAUACAGAUUCGUCGGCCUGAUAAGCCUGCAGGAUCCACCGAGGCCCGGCGUGCCCGAGGCGGUGCACAAGUGCCGCACCGCCGGGAUCAAGGUGAUAAUGGUGACGGGCGAUCAUCCGGUGACGGCGAUGGCGAUCGCCAAGAAGGUGGGUAUCAUUAGCGAGGGCCACGAGACUCGUUACGAGCGAGCGACCCUGCAGAACAGGUCUUACUCCCAAGCGAUGAUGGACUUGCCGCAACUCGGCGCGGUUGUGCCGGUGUCGUCCGCUGACGCUGUCGCUGCCACUGCCACUGCCACCGCCACCGCCGAUGGUAGUCGUCCCAGCGGUGUCAGCGUCAGCGGAGUCGCGAUCGUAAUCACCGGUACCGAAUUGCGAAGUAUGGACGCGAACGAGCUGGACAACGUUAUACGCCACUACGAGGAGAUUGUGUUCGCGAGGACGUCGCCGCAGCAAAAGCUGCUGAUCGUCGAGAGCUGUCAACGGUUGGGAGAGAUUGUCGCGGUCACCGGCGACGGAGUCAACGAUUCGCCGGCGUUGCGCAAGGCCGACAUAGGUAUAGCGAUGGGAAUCGCUGGUUCCGACGUUGCCAAGAACGCCGCGGACAUGAUACUCAUGGACGAUAACUUUGCCUCGAUCGUCACCGGGGUGGAAGAGGGUCGUCUGAUAUUCGACAAUCUGAAGAAAUCGAUCGCGUACACGUUAACGUCGAGCGUGCCGGAGAUGUUGCCGAUGCUGAGCGGCCUCUUGUUCGCGAUUCCCCUACCGCUCGUCAUCGAAUUGGUCAUCUGCAUCGACGUCGGCACCGAUCUCGUCCCCGCGAUCGCUCUGGCCUACGAGAGAGCCGAGUCCGAUAUAAUGCGUCGGGCACCGAGAAAUCCUCAGUACGACAAACUGGUCAACAAGCGUUUGAUAUCCAUUACCUACGGCCAGAUUGGAAUGACGCAAUCCUUGGCCGGAUUUUACACUUACUUCAUGGUGCUCAUGAUGAACGGCUUUAUGCCCAAUCGUCUGUUGGGCUUACGACACGAUUGGGAGAACCCGUCGAUAAACGAUCUACAAGAUUCCUGGGGCCAAACGUGGACCUACGAAAAUAGAAAAAAUCUCUUGAUGGAGGCGCAAAGCGGAUAUUUCCUUUCCAUCGUUAUAACGCAAAUGAUAGAUCUCGUCAUGUGCAAGACCAGGCGCAAUUCUAUCUUUCAACAAGGAAUGUCCAACUGGUUCGUCAAUUUUUCCUUCGUCUUCGAAAUUAUUCUGACGGGGAUCUUGCUCUACGUUCCAGGUACGGAAUACGUGUUGAAGACUAUGCCACUGAUGGCUUACUGGUACUGGCCCUGCUUGCCGCUCGGUGCAUUUCUCUGGCUCUACGACGAAUCGAGACGUUUGUGUAUCCGUCUCUUUCCAGGUGGAAUUAUGGAAAGAGAAACGUAUUAUUGAAACGUCCCUCCCUCUUUCCCCGUUCAUUAUCUCACGAUAUAUAGUUGAAAUUUAAGCGAGCCGAAUUAUUUCGCUGCCGCCAAAUAAUUUACGUGCAAUCCGCAAACGCGUGUGUCGCGUUACGACCAAGUCGAUCGGAGAUAACCGCGCUUUUCAGUUAUCAGUUGAAAGAAUUAUCUCUAUCGCGACACAUCUCGUCGAUGGGUUAUCCCAUCCAGGACUUUUAUUUACUUAUCGACAAUAAAAAUUUCACUUACAGCA
This is a messenger RNA of Solenopsis invicta (red fire ant), 3798 nucleotides long. RefSeq names its product sodium/potassium-transporting ATPase subunit alpha-B. The record is from RefSeq and is a predicted model, not a curated record. The transcript has a single exon. Gene Ontology annotation, molecular function: ATP binding; ATP hydrolysis activity; P-type sodium:potassium-exchanging transporter activity. Gene Ontology annotation, biological process: intracellular sodium ion homeostasis; intracellular potassium ion homeostasis; sodium ion export across plasma membrane. Gene Ontology annotation, cellular component: membrane. NCBI's taxonomy places the organism in Eukaryota, Metazoa, Arthropoda, Insecta, Hymenoptera, Formicidae. Bases 325 to 3537 code for a protein of 1070 amino acids.